Molecule: messenger RNA, 2319 nt
Organism: Ophidiomyces ophidiicola
Lineage: Eukaryota; Fungi; Ascomycota; Eurotiomycetes; Onygenales; Onygenaceae
Gene: RIM8
Product: ph-response sensor protein
Exons: 2
Coding region: 1-2319 (772 amino acids)
Source: RefSeq, a predicted model, not a curated record
AUGGCCCUCGACGCGCCGCCGGGCUCGCCUGCGCGCGCGCCCUCACCCUCGCCCUCCCCCUCCUCCCCACCGCCACGGCCGCGGUCGCUGCUCUCGCGCUUCACCGACCGCUUCGGCGCGCGCAACCGUGCGGUGGCCGCGUUCCACGUCGAGCCCGACGACCCGUGGCGGUCGUACGCGCCGGGCGACCUGGUGCGCGGCGCCGUGCGUCUGACGGUGGUCAAGCCGCUGCGCAUCACGCACCUGGUGGUGUGCCUGCACGGCUCCGCGCGCGUGUUCAAGAACCCCGUGGCGCCCGCCGACGCCGCCGCCGCUGCCGCCGGGCUCGUCGCGCCGGGCCGUGGCCGUCGCAACGGCGAGUACCGCGGCAACGGGCUGGCCACGCUGUUCGAGGAUGAGGUCGUGCUGUGCGGCGACGGCCGUCUGCGCGAGGGCGUGUAUCACUUUCGCUUCGAGCUGGCCUUCCCGCCCUACAGCCUGCCGUCCAGCAUCAGCUUCGAGCGCGGCGCCAUCGCCUACGUGCUCACCGCCACGCUCACCCGCCCGACCACCAUCUCGCCCACCAUGACCUGCGACGCCAACGUGCUGCUGCUCGAGUCCAUCGACAUCGCCCACCUGCCCGUCCCCAAGCCGCGCGUCAUCUCGCUCGAGCCCGUCGCCCGCCGUUCGGCCCUCCCGCGCACCCGCUCCAAGGCUGCCUCCGACGAGCUGCCUCCCGCCGACCCUCCUCCUCCUCCUCCUCCUCCUCCUCCGCCGCCCCCGCGCAGCCCCGUCCCCAGCGAGCGCAGCCACAACUCCAGCUGCCGCACCAACAGCACCCAGAGCUUCCACAUCGUCAGCGAGCCCAGCUCUGCCCGCGGCCUGCCCGCUGCCCGGCCGGACGACGCUGACGCCGACCACGACGACGGCCUGUGGCCCACCGCUGCCAGCCCCGAGAUCACCGCCACCGCCCGCGUGCUGCGCGCCGGCGUGCUGCCCGGCGACCUCCUCCCCAUCACGCUCGCCAUCAAGCACUCCAAGCCCGUCCGCAGCGCCAACGGCGUCAUCAUCACCCUGUACCGCCUCGGCCGCAUCGACAUGUACCCGCAGCUGCCCGUCGGCACGCCCGAGCACGGCAAGAAGCCCGUGUUCGAGGACUACUACCCCAAGUCGCGCACCGGCCUGGGCGGGCUCAGCUUCGGCGUCACCCGCACCACCAGCGUCUUCCGCAAGGACCUGUCGCAGGUCUUCUGCCCGCUCAUCGUCGACCCGACCUCCAUGACCGCCGACAUCAAGGCCUCCAUCCGCAUCCCCGAGAACGCCUUCCCCACCAUCACCCGCGUGCCCGGCGCCAUGAUCAGCUUCCGUUACUACGUCGAGCUCGUCGUCGACAUCCGCGGCAAGCUGACCGGCCACGACCGCUUCCCGCUCCCGCUCCCGCGCAUCAACAUGACCGGCCACCACGGCCUGCCCGCCGCCGCCGCCGCCGCCGCCACCACCAUCCUCGACACCGACCAUGUGCGCCGCGACAAGAGCGUCAUCUCCUGCCUGUUCGAGGUCACCGUCGGCUCCAAGGACAGCUCGCGCCGCCAGCGCCCGGACGAGUCAUCACUCCCUGACCACCCCCCGACACCGCCACCGCCCGCCGACGAAUACCACCCCCUACACCCGACCCACGACGAGCCACCCGUCUUCGUCCCUCCGCCGCAGCCCGAAGAGACCGUGGACGAGAAGACGAGACUGCGCCGCGCCGAGGAAAUGUUGCUCCCCAGCGUCCCGCCGCUCUCCGACGACGACGACCCCGGCGGGCCCUCCUCCUCCGCCUCGCUCCCGCCGCCCUCCGCGCCCGUCCUCGACGACUGUUCGGAAUACUUCCCCUCCGACUUCCCGCCCCUCGACCACCACCACCACCACCCGCGCAACGCCUCGCCCGCCGUCUCCGCCCCGUCCACAGACACCAUCACUCCCACCUGCCACCACUCUUCCUCCCCCGACCCGCACCACACCUUCCCCUACUCCCCACCACCCGCCAGCCCGCCCCCCUGGCCCCACCCCACCGACGACAAGCAGGAGCUCGAGCGCCAGCGGCUCCUCGCGCAGGCCAGCGCGCCGCCACCGGACGACGACGACGACCUCACUGCGGCUGCUGCGGCGGCGGCCAGCGAGCACGGCGCCGGGCCGAGCAGCGAGGUGCCGUCGGCGCCCGUGCUCACCGAGGAAGAUAUCAUGGGCCAUCCGGUGCUGAUACUGGAGGAGGAGGAGUCGUUGCCGCGGUAUCAGCGCGGGAAUUGGGAUUUGCAUUCGAGGGUGAAUGUGAAUGUGAAUGCGAAUGGUUCGUGA